Molecule: messenger RNA, 967 nt
Organism: Drosophila novamexicana
Lineage: Eukaryota; Metazoa; Arthropoda; Insecta; Diptera; Drosophilidae
Gene: Cpr97Eb
Product: enhancer of mRNA-decapping protein 1
Exons: 2
Coding region: 69-791 (240 amino acids)
Cellular component (GO): chitin-based extracellular matrix
Molecular function (GO): structural constituent of chitin-based larval cuticle
Source: RefSeq, a predicted model, not a curated record
AGUCUCGAGUCGCAUUUUGAAGUUAACGCAAGACGUGAGAUUGGUGAAAACGAUUUGAGCCAACUAAAAUGCUGAAAAUGCGCAUUAAGGAUUACCUUUUGCUGUUGCUGCUGGCGCACAUUGCGUAUGCGCAACAUCAGGAUUAUACCACGCCCGUGCCCAUACUGAAGCAGAUCGACAAGCAUAAUGAUGAUGGUUCAUAUACUUACGGUUACGAGGCUGCCGACAAGAGUUUCAAAAUCGAAACAAAGUAUCCGAAUGGAGAGGUCUAUGGCAAAUAUGGCUAUGUGGAUGAUCAGGGCAAAGUGCGCGAGAUUGAGUACGGGGCGAGUAAGCGUGGCUUUGAGCCCGCUGGCAGUCACAUUAAUGUGCCGCCGCCGACACUAACGAACAGCAAUCCCUAUCCGCUGGGACCCAAUGAAAUAGACGAUGGUCAGUACCGUGAAGAUCCAGCUGUCUACUACAGGGAUCAGAAGUAUAAUCGCCCCAUUGCGGCAAGCAAGUUUAGCCUGAGCGAUUUUGGUCGCGGACAGCAGCAGCAACAGCCGCAAUAUGCUCCGGCUCCGGCUCCGGCACCAGCACGACCCUAUUACAAUCCCACACCGCAGUACUAUAAUCCUCCUGCACCACAGCCGCGUUACUAUCAGCCGCCAGCACCGCAGCCCUACUAUGCACCACAACAGCAGCAGCAGCAGCCAUAUUCUGGCCUGCCGGAGCAACAUCAUCCGGCGCUGCGCAAUCUGAACAUCUAUACGGGCUCCUACAGCAUCGACUAUACGGGCAGAAAGUAGACGUUGGACCCUGGUCAAUAUUGUGUUGGAUGGCAGGCCUUUCGCCCCCUCCCAAGAGAGAUAGCGACUGAUGUCCGUGGACAAUGUCAAUUUUGUUACUGCCAAAUAAAUCAGUCACUCCCGAUAACAAUCUAUAUAUAUAUAUAUAUCUAUAUGUCUGUAAUUAAGAGUAUGUG